CUGAAGGGCGGGCCCAGCGGCUGCGCAGACUGGCCCGCGCAGGCGGUCAUGGGACUUCAGCAUGGCGGUGUUUGCAGAUUUGGACCUGCGAGCGGGUUCUGACGUGAAGGCUCUGCGCGGACUGGUGGAGGCAGCCGCUCACCUUGGCUAUUCAGUUGUUGCUGUCAAUCAUGUCGUUGACUUUAAGGAAAAGAAACAGGAAAUUGAAAAACCAGUAGCUGUUUCUGAACUCUUCACAACUUUGCCAAUUGUACAGGGAAAAUCAAGACCAAUUAAAAUUUUAACUAGAUUAACAAUUAUUGUCUCGGAUCCAUCUCACUGCAAUGUUUUGAGAGCAACUUCUUCAAGGGUCCGGCUCUAUGAUGUUGUUGCAGUUUUUCCAAAGACAGAAAAACUUUUUCAUAUUGCUUGCACACAUUUGGAUGUGGAUUUAAUCUGCAUAACUGUAACAGAGAAACUACCAUUUUACUUCAAAAGACCUCCUAUUAAUGUGGCAAUUGACCGAGGCCUGGCUUUUGAACUUGUCUAUAGCCCUGCUAUCAAAGACUCCACAAUGAGAAGGUAUACAAUUUCCAAUGCCCUCAAUUUGAUGCAAAUCUGCAAAGGAAAGAAUGUAAUUAUAUCUAGUGCUGCAGAAAGGCCUUUAGAAAUAAGAGGGCCAUAUGAUGUGGCAAACCUAGGCUUGCUGUUUGGGCUUUCUGAAAGUGAUGCCAAGGCUGCAGUGUCCACCAACUGCCGAGCAGCACUUCUCCACGGAGACACUAGAAAAACUGCUUUUGGAAUUAUUUCUACAGUGAAGAAACCUCGGCUAUUAGAAGGGGAUGAAGAUUGUCUUCCAGCUCCCAAGAAAGCCAAGUGUGAGGGCUGAAAAGAAUGCCCCAGUCUCUGUCAGCAGUCCCUUCUUCCCUUUUAUACUUCAUCGGCCACAACAAAGAGAAAACCUUUGUGUGAUUUACUGUUUUCAUUUGGAGCUAGAAAUCAAUAGUCUCUAAGAACAGUUUUACUUCCAAUCCAUUAAAACAACAAACAAAACCUAGUGAAGCAUUUUUUUCAAAAGACUGCCAGCUUAAUGAAUUUAGAUGUACUUUAAGAGAGAAAGACUUUAUUUAUUUCUCCUUUAUGUAAGUGAUAACAGCAGAUACACUUGAAUAAGAUGUUUCGGGUAUUUUUGUUUUGUUUUGUUUUUGAGAUAGGGUUUUGCUUUGUUGCUCAGAGUGGAGUACAGUGGCAUAAUCACAGCUCACUGGAACCUCAAGCCUGAGCUCAAGUGAUCCUCCCUCUUCAGCCUCUCAAGUAGCUGGAACUACAGGUGCACACUACCACACCUGGCUUUUUUUCUUUUUCUCUGUAGAGACAUGGUCUCACUAUGCUCCCAAGGCUGGUCUCAAUCUCCUAGGGUCAAGCCAUUCUCCCACUUUGGCCUCCUAAAGUGUUGGGAUUACAUGGACCACCAGUGUAGCCAGAUGUUUGAAUAUUUUAAGAGCUUCUCUCAAAAAUUACUUGUUCAUAGUCAAAUGGUAGUUAUUUUGAAGAUAUUCAAACUUAUAUUGAAGAAGUGACUUUUAGUUGAUGUUUUAAGCUUCUCUCUCAUGUAUUCACCAAAUCAACAUUUUUUUUUCCUAAAAGGAAUUGCUGUAGUUUGUAGAAGUAGAGAGGAUACACAUGUAAAAUUACACUUGGACUCUUACUUCACUGCUUCAUACCUCCAUGAGGUCUUUGAAAUAGGAUUCCUUACUUUUAGUUAGAAACCCCUAAAAACCUAAUAUUGAUUUUCCUAAUAGCUGCAUUAAAAUAGCAAAGCAUUGGACUCAAUCAGCUUUGGAAAUAAUUUAUUUUUAUAACAGGAUCGUGUUAAGUACAAGUAGCUUUAUUUGCACAUGUCUGCAUUUAUGUAAUAUUAAUGUAAGGGCUCUAAAACACAGUGGAGUAGAACCAGAGGUAUAACUGAAUAAGAAACUUUUAAACAAGAGAAAGAAAACUGUUCUGCAAGUUGGACAAAAUAUAAUUUUAAAAAGAGAAAACUUUAUAACCUCACCAAUGAAUAUAGAUGUUUAGAUAAAAUAUUGAUUUAAAAACAUUAAAACAGAGUACAUCAUUUAUUCCUUUUUUUGUGAGAUUGAUUCUUUGUUGUUGUUGAUGAAACAGGGUAUCACUCUCUCACCUGGCCUGAAGUGUCAACAAGCCAUUCUACCAGCUCAACCUCCCGAGUAACUGGGACCACAAGCAUACACUACCACAUCUCGGCUAAUUUUUGUAUUUUUUUGUAGAAAUGGGGUUUUGCCAUGUCCAAGUUGGUCUCAAACUCUUGUACUCAAGCAGUCUGUGCCUCAGCCUCCCAAAGUGCUGGGAUUACAGGCACAGCCAUGAACCACCAUACUCAGCCUUCUAGUUCUUUUUAAUGCAGUAUCCUUUUGCAUAUUAAUAGGUCAAAAGAGAAAAAUCAGAAUGUUCUUAAUAGAUGCCAAAAAGACAUUUAAUAAAGUUUAAAAUCCACUCCUGAUUUUUUUUUUUUUUUUUUUUUUUUGAGACAGUCUCGCUCUGUUGCCAGGCGCCAGGGUGGAGUACAGUGGCACAAUCUCGGCUCACUGCAACCUCCGCCUCCUGGGUUCAGGCAAUUCUCCUGCCUCAGCCUCCCCUGUAUCGGGGACUACAGGUGCAUGCCACCACACCCAGCUAAUUUGUGUAUUUUUAGUAGAGACGGGGUUUUACCAUGUUGGCCAGGAUGGUCUCUGUCUCACUCCUGAUUUUUAAAAUGACAACAAUAAAAACCCUUGGCAAAAUUUAAGUAGAAGAAUAUUGUAUGCAUACAUAGAUAUGUUCGUAGUGUCUAUUUUUUGUGUAUGUUACGUGUGAUGGCUCCAAAAGCAUUUUUGACUACCACUUGGCCAAUUUGAUGGAUCAGCCUACCCAUUCCUUCUGUAAAACUGAGGCUGCUGCUGCUGAGCCCACACACCGAAAGUCUGCCACUUCCUGUGUGCCAGUUUGCUUUUACCUUCACCCCACUUAAGUUCACCAAAAGUCAGCUGGGUUUAUUCACAAAUCUGUUUAUGCCAGCUGUAUUUAGCAUUUUAUGUAGAUUAAUUUUUAAAAUAUGAAAAUCGAUGAACUAUUGGGGGCAAAUAUAGAAUUGCCAGGAAAACUAAGUCAACACUUUGGAAAUGUUUGGAAAAGAUAAGUCAUUACAAAGAACUGCUGUCAAAUUAGGUGUGAGAAGGAUAACAAGAUUUGGGGGUGAUUAGUAAAAACUUGCGGAUUGCUUCACUAAUGUCAAGUUCCUUUUCUGCUUUAAAGGGACUAGAAUUCAAGAAAGACAACUUUGGAUCUCUCAUCAGUGUAUCCAUACUCCCAAGAACAGGCUUUGACCCUUAUUUAAAAGAUUGGUACCUGAGUAUACAUUUAUCUGUUUUAAGCUCAAAAUGCUUAACAGGAUAUAUGUUUAAUUUUUUAUGAUGUCCCACCUUAAUUUAUGAAUUAGUGAUGUACUAGCUAUCAUUGCCCCAGAUAGAAUAAGAUUUUUGUACUAUAGAAAGGAGGUAGAAUUAUUUGUAGUUAUGACUGUCUUGGAAAACUCAUGAAGUAAAUGGGGAAAACAGUAGAAAUAUAGGUACCUUUCAGCUUCUGUCCAUUUACUAUACAUUGUGUAGUAUGUGUUUGCAGUCGUGCCUGCGUUCUAUUAAUACAUGUUUAUGCCAUCGUUCACAAUAGUAGGGUAUGAUGGCUGGUCACCAGUGAAUAGCAGAGGCAGGUUUCCUUCUAAUACUUACUUUUGUUAGAAUGAACCACCAAUUUAAUUGCUACAGGAUGACAAUACCUCUGCCAAACCAAGAUGAAGCUUGGCAGAGUGGCCAAUUACAUAUAAAAACACAAAAUCCAGUAGUUUUGAUUAAUAACCUGUUACAUAAUUUUAAAAGGUGACACUAUUCACAAAGACAUAAAUUACCAAGAAAUGUUUAGGACCUCUAUAAAGAAAACUUAAUGAAAAUGUUAAGAAAAUAAAGGGAAAAUAAAGACUAGAAUACAUGGAGAGAUAUGUUCUGUUUUCUUGAAUGAGGCAAAUUGUAAAUCAGAUUCUCCCCCAAAUUAUGCAGUUAACAAAAUUUAAAAUCAAAAUGCCUAUAUAUUUUUUUCUUAUGUAUGUAUUUGGUCUUUAGACUUGGUAUUCUGAAAGAGUAAAUGUGAGGACUGGAAAUCUCAGAGAAAAACCUAAUGGAAGGGACUUACAAUGCUGAAUAUUGCAGAGUAUGGCAAUACUCUAGUACUGUGAUUAGAACUAAUUGGUGCAGAAAUUCAGAAAGAACAGUGAAAGUAGGGAGUCCAAGAUCACAUUUUAGUUAUAAAAAGAAAUGAUGGAUUGAUUGUUCAGUAAGUGAUACUGAAAUGAUUGGUUAUCUAUUUGGGAGAGGCAGUACAGCAUACCAGUUAAGGGCACAGAGGAAAGAAAAAGUACAUGCGUUAAAAGUCUAAUUUGCUAGUACGCAUUAGCUAUGACUUUGGGCAAAUUAUGUAACCUCUCUUUGCCUCACUUCAUCUGUUCUCCCUCCCUGUGACAUUACUGCAAGGGUUAAGUAGGUAUUUGUAGAAGGCUUACUUAGAACAGGGCCUAGCAUAUGAAAUGUACCAACUACAGCCGGGAACCAUUGCUCACAUUUGUAACCGUUGCUCACACUUGGCCUCCCAGCACUUUGGGAGGCCAAAGCAAAUGAAUCAUCUGAGGUCAGGAGUUUGAGACCAACCUGGCCAAUAUGGAAAACCCUGUCUCUACUAAAAAUACGAAAUUAGCCAGGUGUGGUGGCCCAUGCCUGUAAACCCAGCUACUCAGAAGGCUGAGGCAGGAAAAUGACUUGAACCCAGGAGGUGGAGGUUGCAGUGAAUGGAGAUCAUUCCACUGCACUCCAGCAUAGGUGAGAGAGCAAGACUCUUGUCUUUAAAAAAAAAAAGUACCCACUAUUUUAUUAUUUUUUACUUGAUUAUAUUAAUUUGAAUAUUGAAGUGUUGGCUAUUAUUUACGGAAAAAAAUAAGUCAAAUCUCUGUCUUGCACCCAAUAUACACCUAUAGUAAAUAAAGGGAGAUUAAAGAUUUAAAUUUUUUUACAAACUUGUAAAAUACUAGUGGAAACUGCAAGUUAAUUUAAAAAAAUAAUGAUCUUGGAUUGGAAUAGACCUGCUAAGCAUGGUCAUCAAAGCCAGAAAACAAAGUUUGAUUGAUUUGUCUCUACAUACAAACAACUAGGAAAGAACAUUUACAGUGCAUAUUCCAGGAAGGUUUAAUACCCAACAUGACAUGCUAUUAGCAUCCACACAGAUCCCCAUUCCCAGGGUGGUGGGCCCAGGUUUACAGGUGCUAAAGAUGGUGGGUACUAAUGACUUAUGUUUACUCUUCGCCAGAGGAUUGUCCUGGGCUGGUGAGAGUCACUUUACUUUACCUGGAGAUGCCUGGGAAGUUUUGUCUCCUCUGAGGUUGGCCCAUGGCCAGUGACUGAUGCAGGACAUUACAGCACAGCCCACUAGCCUCGGUGGUACAAUUUAUGCUCCUGAGCACUCCAUGAGAUUAGGCUGAGUGUGGCUUUCUCCUGAAACCAUAUCUUUGCCUCUUCUGCCAUGCUGUGUUUUUUCCCCAUUCCCUUACAGAGGACUCUCAGUAAAUCAUUUGCACAAGAAUCCUAAUUUCAAAUGCUGCUUCCAGGAGACCUGACUUAGAAAAUUGGACAAAUAAAGUUAAUUUUUUAAAUGUCUAGUAAGCAAGAAGGUGCUGAACUUUCCUAGUUAUGUAGGGGAAAAUCACCAAAAGUAUAUCUGGCUGAUCAGGUUGAAAGUUAAAAGAAAGAAGAUUUAUAAAGUGGAUAUUUUCAAGAUGGUGGGGAAAGGCAGUAACAUUGUGGUAGGGGAUAUAAUUUGAUGCAAAUCUUUUACUUUUGUAAAUUUAUUAUCCAGAAAUAACUGGUUAAUUAUAAAGGCUGAAUGGAUAAGGUUAUUCACUGUAACAAUAUCUAAAAUAAUGUGAAAAUGGAAACAAGCUAAAUAUCCAAUAAUAACAGGAUUAAAUAAUCCAUUGUACAUGGAAACAAAAGAAUACUGUCUAUAAAGAGGUUUAGAAGAAGUUGUUCAUUGAAAAAGUUUUAAAACUAAAUACACAUGUAUUAUAAAGCCCAUACAUAAUUUGUGCAGAAAUAAUCAGAAUGUCAUGAAACCAGAAUUAUUGGUAAUGUGUUGCUCCCUUUGUUAUUCAUUUCUGUACUGGCAUAAUGAGUACUGGGUGUUCAAGAGGAGAGGGAAGGCAGUAUGACAGAUGUUAUUACAUGGGGAAAAAGCAAAGUACAGCAGGAAGACACCUGGGGGAACUAACAAAAUCUAAGGGCUCAGGAUGGCUUCCUGGAGGAAAUACAGCUAGACCAAAGGGGAGGAAUAAGGAGAAGUGAUGUGAGGGGGCACAGUGGGCUGUAGUGGGAAGAGACUUCCAGGGAGCUGGCACAGUAUGUGAAAACAGCAAAGCAAGUGCCUGGAUUUUUUAAGGAACUGAAAAUUUAGUUGAGUUGAAAUUUAGAGUUUGGCUAGGAAAGUAAUGAGAAAUAGGAAUAAAGAGUUAACAGCAGCCAGAUUUUAAGGAUUUUGUAAGACAUUUUUAGGAGUUUUUAUUUCAUCCUGAGGGAAAUGCGAAGCCAUUAAAGGGUUGAAAGAGGAGAGUGAGUUGAUCAGCUUUGCAUUUUAGAGAAAUCACUCUGGCUGCAACUUGAAAAACAGGCUGGAGGUAAGCAAGCCUGGAGACCAGGAGCCUAGGAGGGCUGUUCGAGUGAUCCAGAUAAGUAACUGUGACCUCAACUAGGGCAGAGGCACCUAGGAAUGGAAGAUACAGAGAGAUCACAGCACUACUUCCAUAGUGUAAUUGGUAAGACCUGGUGGUUGAUUGAAAGAGAAGGGUGAGGGAAAGAAGAUCAAAAAACAACUUCUAGGACUCUCCAUUGGCCAAUGGGAUGUGCCCUUCACUGGAGAGCAAAUACAAAAUGAAAGAUUGUGGGCAAAGACUUGACUCAGUGGGAAGGCAAGAAGAGAACCUUAUUUUUAAAAAUGGCUAUGUGAUUAAAAACUUAAAAAUUUUC
Molecule: messenger RNA, 7094 nt
Organism: Callithrix jacchus (white-tufted-ear marmoset)
Lineage: Eukaryota; Metazoa; Chordata; Mammalia; Primates; Cebidae
Gene: RPP30
Product: ribonuclease P/MRP subunit p30
Biological process (GO): tRNA processing
Cellular component (GO): nucleolar ribonuclease P complex
Molecular function (GO): RNA binding
Source: RefSeq, a predicted model, not a curated record